Messenger RNA from Penicillium daleae, 291 nucleotides. RefSeq lists its product as uncharacterized. The transcript has 3 exons. NCBI's taxonomy places the organism in Eukaryota, Fungi, Ascomycota, Eurotiomycetes, Eurotiales, Aspergillaceae. The record is from RefSeq and is a predicted model, not a curated record. The coding region runs from base 1 to 291 and encodes 96 amino acids.
AUGCCUCAAAUAGCUCGCUCCGGCUACUCUGGAGAAGUACGAGGAUGCAGCAGUAAACUGGGCAUUCUUCUGAAAUCUUUUGCUGAAGACUACAUUGCAACAAGGAAAACUCUACCCUCACAGAAGUCUGCUUGUCAGAAUCUAAUUAACUUCACUUCGAGAUGGGAACGAGAAACUUAUCGAUCUCUGCCGAAGCACGUUAAGGAUGAUGUUCUGAACCCACGCGAGCGCUUUAUGGUUACAGCAAAGGACAUCGCCUACCUUCUUCGUGGUCUUCUCGGCGACGACUAG